CAUCAAUUUCAGUCGCCCGUCGAACGCCGAACUAAACGGACGUGUUUUUCAUUUUGUUCUUCUCUGCCUCUGCAUCGAAAGAAAAGGAAUGGAUUUUUGCGAAUUUGGCAUAAACAGUAGCAGUAACAGUUAUAGCACGGGUACGAGAAACACAAAACUCUCGGCCGGCCGAAACUGAUAAGUGCAACUUGUGAAAUUGAUAUUGGAGCAUGAGCCCUUGAUUGAAAUGCGCGGAAGUUUCCACUUGUCGAACAGUCGGAGCUAUCAGAGCCGCAGCCCAACGCAAACCUACAGGUGCCCCAACAGCAGUAUUAGUCGACGACGUCGCCACUAUAGCUAAUUGUGAGCCAUUAAUUGAUUGGCAGCGCACAGCGCACCACCGGAUUCACCGGCUCCACCGACUCACCAGACACGCCCCCUUUUUAAGGCGGCAUCCUUUAGCCCCCCCGAAAACCGAAAUAAAAUAGAAAUCCAAUAAAAAAAAACACAAAUCGAGAUGAAGGUCCAGCAGGAGGAGCAGCUGGUGCCGCCGGCCUACAUGCCCACCGUAAUUAGUAAGGACACAUCCAAGGAUUCACACGCCAAGAAGGAGAAGCCGCUGGGCGAAGGGCGUGUGGCCGUCCUGCGGCAAGAGCUCAUGGUCUUCCUGGGCAACAGCGGUGUGCUCGGCUCCGGCAUGGUGGUCAGCAUGCCCGCCGUCACUCUCACACAGCUCCACGACGAAACUCAGCCCUUUUGGCUCAACAAGGACGAGUCCAGCUGGUUUGCAUCCAUUCAGAACAUGGCCUGUCCUUUGGGAGGACUGCUGGUCAGCUACUUCCUGGAUCGCAUUGGCCGCAAAUACACCAUCCUGCUGACGAAUUUAAUAGGACUGAUUGGUUGGAUAUUGCUGGUGACCAGUUUUAUGCACUCCGAUCGCGACAUGAUCUAUUACCAAAUGCUGGUAGGUCGUUGUUUUGGUGGAAUAAUGAUCGGCAUGUUCGUAUCGCCAGUGGGUGUGUAUUCCGCGGAGAUAAGUUUGCCCAGGAUACGGGGUCGCCUGAUCCUGGGCACAUCGCUGGGCUUGGCCAGUGGAAUCCUACUGAUGUACGUCCUGGGAUACUUCAUACGCCACAAUAUCCAGCUGAUCUUUGCGAUUAGUUGCUGUUACCAAUUGGCGGCCACCCUGCUCGUCUUUCCCAUGCCGGAGUCCCCCAGCUGGCUGAUGACCAGGGGAAAAGAGGAGAGGGCCAGGAAAUCGCUCAGAUACUUCCGCGGUCUGCCCAAAAAAGAGGUGGACUACGUACCCGAAUUCGAGACGGAACUGGCGCACAUGAAGGAGUUGGCGGAAGCGAGCAAUACCACCGCCGCGGGCGAAUCACUGAGCCAGAUGAUCCAUCGUCCGGAGGUCUACAAGCCGGUGCUGAUGAUGACCACCUUCUUUGGGUUCCAGCAGGCCUGCGGUGUGGUGGUGAUCAUCGUCUACGCCGUGCAGAUCGCCCAGCAGGCGGGCGUUACCAUUGAUCCCGUCCUGGUGGCCGUGAUGCUGGGCGUGGCCCGGAUCAUCACGACGCUUUUCAUGAGCGGCAUCUUCGAGAAGUGGGGUCGCAAGCCGGCUGGGAUUUUCUCGGCCACCGGAAUGGGUUGCUGCAUGCUGCUUUUGGCCGGCGGUAACUGGUUUCCAGACACAUUGGGCACCUGGCAUUGGCUGCCGGUGGCCUGCAUUGUGGCCCACAUCGUGUUCUCCACCAUGGGCAUGCUAACACUGCCCUUCUUCAUGAUCUCCGAGGUUUUCCCGCAGCGGGCAAGGGGGAGUGCCUCCGGCAUAGCCAUAUUCUUCGGCAUGAUCCUGGCCUUCAUCAUGCUGAAGAUCUACCCGAACAUGGAGGCAGUCCUGGGCACGGCCAAUCUGUUCGCCUUCUAUGCGGGCAUCUCAUUUCUGGCGGCCGCCUUCAUCGGCACCUUCGUCCCGGAGACGAGGGGCAGGACGCUCGAGGAGCUGGAGGAGCGAUGGCAGACCGGCAAGUUCACGCGCCGACUCACAGUCAACAAUCUGAAGGACGUGGAGCUGCACGAGGUUUUCCUGAAGAAAUAACAACAAAUCACUAUUCGAACGAUAAAAAAAAAAGGACAAACCUGGGGGUUAUAGUAUAGUUUCACCCACACAUUCGAACGCAUUCACAUUCAAAGAGGAACAUUUGAUGGGUAAAUAUUUAAUAUAAGCAAUGCUAGUUUGUUGGUAAAAUCACUUUCAUUCAAAAUUUCCAAAUUUUUUUAGAAGCUUACUUUUUAUUUUGCAUAAAACCGUUGUUUAAUUAUAUAUUUAUAUAUAAUUUAAAUGUGAAUGUCGGUGAAUUUGCUUGUGGAACUCGCAUUUCCAUUAGAAAAAGGGGUCGGGGUAUUCAAUCUGUGAUGUAUUAGGUACUUAGCCUUGACAGCCAUGGAAUGCGGCAGUUUGAUAAACAAUAAAACCAAUUACCAAGUAAACAAAAGUCAAUUGAAAAGGGCAUGUUGCAGCUACGAUCGGUGAAAAUGAUGCAGGACAUAUUGAUCGGGCAACAAUGAAAUUUCACACAUUUAUACAUAAUUUUUUGUUGUUUUUUUUUUUAUUUUUAUACUUUUACACCUUGUAUUAUUGUUAAUAAAAACACUAUAAAAAACUGCUAUUUGCAACAUACAACAUAACAACACAAGCCAAGAACUUUUAAAUCUUUUCUGGGUUAUUGCAAUCUUUUGUUUGCAUUCGCUUAAACCUCGAAUGAUCAGAUUAUUAUUACGACUGCCUUGAUUUGAUUUCUUAAAAAAGUUAAUCAGCAGAUUUGUUUGCAAUUGAAUUGUCUGUAAUAGAUAACAGAUUUGAAAUGCAGCAAAAUUAUGAGGAUUAAGUAUAGUAAAGUAAUGUGGCAAAAAAAUAAAACAUAAAAUUUGUGUUUAACAAAAA
Molecule: messenger RNA, 2920 nt
Organism: Drosophila elegans
Lineage: Eukaryota; Metazoa; Arthropoda; Insecta; Diptera; Drosophilidae
Product: facilitated trehalose transporter Tret1
Exons: 3
Coding region: 497-2074 (525 amino acids)
Biological process (GO): transmembrane transport; carbohydrate transport
Cellular component (GO): membrane
Molecular function (GO): sugar transmembrane transporter activity
Source: RefSeq, a predicted model, not a curated record